This is a messenger RNA of Cloeon dipterum, 2022 nucleotides long. Its product is annotated as probable phosphoserine aminotransferase. Gene Ontology annotation, molecular function: pyridoxal phosphate binding; O-phospho-L-serine:2-oxoglutarate transaminase activity. Gene Ontology annotation, cellular component: cytoplasm. The coding region runs from base 279 to 1388 and encodes 369 amino acids. Gene Ontology annotation, biological process: L-serine biosynthetic process. Lineage: Eukaryota; Metazoa; Arthropoda; Insecta; Ephemeroptera; Baetidae. The transcript is spliced from 8 exons. The record is from RefSeq and is a predicted model, not a curated record.
CUUUUAGCCAGCAACAAUUUCCAAACAGGCCGCUGUCACGUGACCCAUAGGGGAACGUCGAGGUCACUAGUCUUACUCCGUGGGCCUGUGCUCCUCUCGACUUGCUAGAUUAAAUUCAUUUAUACAAUCCGUCGCCGGCAAGUUUCAUUGCACCAACAGUGACACUCAUCUUACUCAAGCAGUAUAUUUAUUGCGUCACGCGAGAAAAACAAGCAGAUUGAGAGACGACGAGCAGCUGCAGUGUACAAUUUUCACUUGCCUGCCGGUACCCGUUUGCGAUGGCCGCAAAGAAAAUUUUGAACUUCGGAGCGGGACCUGCCAAACUUCCUCAGGAGGUUUUGCAAAAGGUUCAGGGUGAGUUGAUCGACUAUCAUGGUGAAGGAAUCAGCAUUUUAGAAAUGAGCCACCGGUCAAAAACCUACGCCGGCAUCAACGACGGCGCCCAGCAGAAGCUGCGUUUAUUACUGAACAUUCCGGAAAAUUUCAAAAUUCUGUUCCUGCAAGGCGGUGGAACCGGACAGUUCGCGUCGGUACCGCUGAAUUUGAUCGGAAAAACGGGAAAGGCGGACUACAUUGUUACCGGAAACUGGUCCAGAUUGGCUGCAAAAGAAGCUGAACAGUACGGAAAAGUGAAUUACGUCCUGCCCGAGACGAAAACGUUCAUUGGACCUCCACCAAAAGAUCAGUGGAAGUUCAGCCCUGACGCUUCCUACGUCUACAUCUGUGAUAACGAGACUGUCUAUGGAGUGGAAUAUCCUGAGGUGCCGGACACCAAUGGCGUUCCUUUGGUAGCUGAUAUGUCAUCGAAUUUUUUGACACGACCCAUCGACUUUUCUAAGUACGGAGCGAUAUUCGCCGGAGCGCAGAAGAACGUUGGCCCUGCCGGAGUGACAAUUGUGAUUAUCCGCGAGGACUUGCUCAACAACGCCCUGCCAGUAUGUCCCACGAUCCUAAACUACACAAUCAUGGCGCGAGACAACUCCUUGCACAACACUCCGCCAGUUUUUUCAAUCUACGUGAUGGAUUUGGUUUUCAACUGGAUCAAGAGCCAAGGGGGGCUGAAGGAGAUGAACCGGAGGUCGCAGGUCAAGUCGGGCCUGAUUUACGACACAAUGAUUGCGACUAAGGGAUUUUACUCCUGCCCCGUGAACAAGAGCAGCCGCAGCAGAAUCAACAUUCCCUUCCGCAUUGUGCCGGCUGAUGUAGCGAAACAAGCGGAACUUGAGGAAAAAUUCUUGGCAGGAGCCGAGGCUUUGGGUAUGAUCCAGCUCAAGGGACACAGGUCCGUGGGCGGAAUCCGAGCCUCAUUGUACAACGCGGUCGGCGUGGAGGACGUGCAGGCGCUCGCCGACUACAUGACCAACUUCUACGAGACAGCCAGCAAGUGACCGCCAGCAUGUGUUUGUUCGCGUUGUCGUAAUUAUUAGUUCAAGCGCAUAAUCCUGUCAUCGACGCCUGGUUAGCAUUACGACGAGGAUGAGUUUGUCGCAACAGGGGGGGAGCGCGAGGCGAUAUUGAUAACGCGCGACUCUACGGAUGACGUGGGAGCCGCACUCUCCUCCCGACUGAAACACCAUAUAAUAUUCAUCGUUUCAAUUGCGCAUUUUCACUUGUUCAAAUAUUUAAGGAAAUGGUAUUUUGGAAAAUAAAAUAUUCUAGACAUUACUUCUAAGUACAAAAAGGAAGGGCGUUAUUUUCAUGGUUCAUGGAUUUAAAAUUUUGUGUAUUCCUUACCAAUUUUAUUUCCUAAAUUGAUUCUGGUUUCAUCUGAGAAAAAAAUUAGAUGUUUUUUUUUCAAGUUUAGGUAUACUUCUGAUGAGAAAAAAAUUAGCAAUAUUUUUAAAAUACGUGAAUUUUAGGUCUGAUGCAGAUGAUAACGAACGAUUAAUAUACUAUGUUUUCAAACAGAAGAAUAAAAUUAAAAAGGGACGAAAUAAUUUAAAAUAAAUACCUCAAUUAUACCUGUAGUUCAUUGGUGCUAAAAUGUGCAUUUUAUAUUAUACAUUCCUUCUGCCAUUUGAA